Molecule: messenger RNA, 1206 nt
Organism: Oikopleura dioica
Lineage: Eukaryota; Metazoa; Chordata; Appendicularia; Copelata; Oikopleuridae
Source: the annotation of a GenBank genome assembly
AUGUUCAAUAUUUCUUCAAGACUAAGACCACGAAAGUGGAUAAUACGAAAAAAAGGAGGAAUACAUAAAUCGUCUUUAAAAAGAUCUCUUGCUGAAAUGUUUCGCUUCUUUGCGAAAUUGGCGAUAUUGGCCCUCGCCCGGGCGCAAGAAGAUGUGCAAGUCACGUGCGAACCGGAAGAAAUGCGCAUUCAAGUGACGAAAGCAGUAGUCGAAAGCAACGGCUUCCGGCAAGAAGACGUGCACCUCACCGAUUCCAGCUGCGUUUUCAACGAGGUCGACGAGGACAACCAAUACUACGUGUACCGAGUUUCGCCGCUGUCAGCCUGUGGGACUGAAAUUAAGAUCAAUGGCACCCACGUUACCUACAACAACAAGCUCGCUGCUGGCAGCCCAGAUGAGGAGCUCAGAAAGGGACAGGUCGUCAUUGGAAGCAAAAAUAGCCAGUCGCGACAAUCUUUGGCCGCCAAGCUCCGCUGCGUAUUCCCCGUCGAGUUGAUGGUGUCAUCCGCUUUCCUGCCCAACAUUUCCUUCAUCAACAUUCCGCUUCCGGACUCUUUUGGCGUUGGUUCUUUCCAGGCGUCGAUGGCUCUUUUCGAAAAUGAACUUUACGAAGACCAAUAUCUCGAAAACCCGAAGAUUUCAAAUGAAGACCUUCUUUACGUCGGCGUUCAACUUCUCGGAGAGAUUCAAUCGGACGUCUUCUUGAAAAUGGAUCGAUGCUGGGCCACUCCGAUCGCUGACGCUAAAUCCGACAAACAAUUCGAGCUUCUGACCGAUUCCUGCCCAGACUCACUCGCCAAGGAGCAGGGAAUGAAUGUCACCCAGAAUGGAGUAGCUACGACCGCCCGAUUCCAGAUGCCCGUCUUCAAGUUCGUCUCCUACUCCGCUGUCUGGCUUCACUGCGACCUCCAAAUCUGCGUCAAAGAAACUUGCCAGCCAACUUGCGAUGCGCGACGAAAACGUAGCUCUGGCUCUGAAGAAUGGGAUCAACGGCACCUGAUUUCCGUCGGUCCAAUUCAGCUCAGCUCUGGCGAAGAAUUGGCGAUUGAAGAGACUGUCAAGUUCAUCGAGGAAGAAAUCGCCGAACAAAGCGACAAGAUUGUUUUUACUCCCUUCCACGUCGCUGUUUUGGGCGCUCUCUUAGCCGUAUCAGUGCUCUGCAUCGCCCUGACCAUCUUCCUUUGCCGAAAACCAUCCAAGGCAUAA